Molecule: messenger RNA, 1848 nt
Organism: Hippocampus zosterae (dwarf seahorse)
Lineage: Eukaryota; Metazoa; Chordata; Actinopteri; Syngnathiformes; Syngnathidae
Product: MAGUK p55 subfamily member 7-like
Biological process (GO): protein localization to adherens junction
Cellular component (GO): cell-cell junction; plasma membrane
Molecular function (GO): protein binding
Source: RefSeq, a predicted model, not a curated record
GCAAGUGAGUGUGGAAAACAGUGUGAUCUGCAUCCUCAUCCUGACCGUGAUGUCUGGCACUCUGUCUCAAAGUGACCAAGAGGAGGACUACCGCUUCCUCCACAGCACGUUGAUGGAGAAGAAGCUCCACCUGCUUUUUAAGAUCCACGAGCGGCUUAGGCACUUUGUAAAACGAGGACCCGCUCCCGUCCAAGAGUGUGCAGCCGGACUGGCCUCGCAUCUCUAUGAAGAUCUGAUUGACCAUGAGUGGAGAGAGGAAGUCAAAGACCUUCUCGUCCUCUUUCGUAAACCUCACGUCAAGAGUCUUCUGUACGUCCACGACGUAGUAGCUCAGAGAGCUUACGAGCCGACUCUACCUCAAGUACCCGAAGGCAUUAUUGACGAGGAAGAAGAUUCAGUGAAGAUUGUCAGUCUGGUCAAAACCAAGGAGCCGCUGGGUGCGACGAUUAAGAGGGAUCAAUCCACCGGGGCGAUUGUGGUGGCGAGGAUCAUGCGAGGAGGCGCUGCCCACAAGAGCGGCCUGAUUCACGAAGGAGAUGAGCUAAAAGAAGUCAACGGUGUCGCAGUGGAUCGCAGGAAGCCGAAAGAAAUUCUUCCCCUGCUGGCACGCUCUCGGGGUGACGUGACAUUCACCAUUGUUCCUGCCUUCUCCGAGCAAGAAGAGUUAUCCGCCAAGAAGCUGUUUGUCAGGGCUCUCUUUGACUACAGCCCGAGUGAGGAUCCGGCCGUCCCGUGCCAGGACGCGGCCAUCGCUUUUAAAAGAGGCGACAUCCUCCAGAUCGUCGCCACGGAGGAUGACACCUGGUGGCAAGCGUGCCAUGUCGGGGGUAGUAACGCACGAGCGGGGCUUAUCCCCUCGCAGCAGCUCCAGGAGAGGAGAGUCGCGCUGCAGCGACCCCAAACCUUGUUCCAACGACAACAAGUCAAGGCAGCAGAUGAGGGCAAAGUUUUUCCAAUUGACGAGGAUGUUGACUAUGGAGCUAUAACUGGAAUCCACAUUGCUGGUUUAAGAAAGAGUUUCCGGCUGGGAAAAAAGAGCAACUGGGUCAAAGAAGCAGCACGUUCCAAAAGGUGGAGCUCAGGAGUUCAGGAGUCUAUUUGUCCACCGACCCAGUACAUCGAAGUCAUCCCUUACCGUCAAGAUUCUGAAGAAAGACACCGUCUGGUUAUCCUGGUUGGACCCAGCGGUGUUGGCGUGAAUGAACUGAAGAGGAGGCUCCUGCUCUCCGAUCCUGACCUCUACGGUACAAGCGUACCACACACCACACGUGAGAAGAGAAGCCAAGAGACCGAAGGGAUGGAUUAUCAUUUUGUAUCCGUCCACAAAUUCGAAGAGGACAUUCUCAACCGCAGGUUUAUAGACUACGGGACGUACAGAGGCCACUAUUAUGGAACGAGUCUGAACUCGGUUUACCGGGUGAUGGCUGAGGGCAAAGUGUGCCUUCUGGAUGUACAUCCUUGUAAACUAAAGCGUGUCUACACACUCGAAUUGAAACCCUACGUGGUUUUUGUGAAACCCCCGCGUAUCGAGGAGUUGCGCCUCACCAGGAGAAGAGCGAAAUUCAUCUGCGACGAAGAAGAUCCGAAUCACGUCAGGAUGUUCUCGGAGGAAGAUUUUGAAGAUAUGAUUGACUCGGCCGAAACCACGGAAGCUCAACACGGUCACAUGUUUGACAAGGUGAUCGUUAACGGAGACGUCGCCGCGGCCUUCGGAGAGCUGAAGGCGGACCUCCAGCGGCUGCGGGAGGCGGCCGUCCGUUGGAUACCGGCGGAGUGGCUUUGCUCCUCGCCGACAAAGGCGAGGAGGAGUUGCGGCCUUUUGGCCGGCUGGAUUUGACCUUGAGGUCA